Messenger RNA from Pelobates cultripes (western spadefoot toad), 13392 nucleotides. NCBI's taxonomy places the organism in Eukaryota, Metazoa, Chordata, Amphibia, Anura, Pelobatidae. The record is from the annotation of a GenBank genome assembly.
AUGGCCUACAUGUCCAUCAGCAGCACUGAGAUUUCUUCUUGUACGGAUGACUCAAGCCUUGCCAACAUCCAGGCUAUAUCCUAUUUUGAGGGUAAGUUUUGUAUGAGUUUUCUGAGGUCUGGUUCCCUUGAAUAAGUAGGUAGUUCAGAGAUGGCCGGGCAAUGUGGCGGGGAAUCUGUUUGGCAAAGAUGGCACAACCAUACUGUCCUCAGCGUCCGCCGUUAGAAUUCUGUUUUUUAUCUCUAAAGUAGUUGUCGAGUUCCUCUGCUUUUUUUGUGGAACUUGGUUCCAUGUGGUCUUGGGAGCCUAGAUAUUUUUUCUUGUUCCCCAUUUUCCAUUUUUGUGAGAUUGUUUGGCCUGUUUAUGUAUCGGUAAGCUGGGAGCUCUCCGAGAGUGCAUCUACCCCCUUUUUUCUUUUUUUAUGUACAAUUUAAAUGUAAUAUCACAGGAAUACAUACAGUGUUGUCAGUUCCAAUAUAUUUCUUCAUAUAUUUGGCAUGUCAAAUAUAAAAAAAUAAAUUGCAUUUUACAGAUUACAAUCUUUGUAGCUUGCAAGUAUUUUACGUACAAGCAUGGCAUUGAGACACCCUGUAAUACACUAUUUGUGAGUGAGGUUAUUCUUAGAUUGUGUAUGUUCAUGACUGCAGCUAUUUUGUCUCUUUUGAUAUUUGUUUGCCCUAAGACUCUUCGCAUGUUCUCAUUAAGUGCACCCAUCAUGUUAUUUAAAGGAUAUGUAGAAAAUACCCAUAUAGUUAUAAAACACCAAAGUGCAAACCAGUAGUAGUCAAAGGGUUAAUAGGCUAAAUUGUAUGCUCAGCAGUAUCAUUGCUUGACUUGGCAGUAUAAUUAUAUUUGGGAUUGAAGUUUUAGUGCAUGUACCUAUGCUUGUUUCCACUCAAGGUCAACAGAUGUUACUGCUCACACUCCCAAAUCCUUAUUGUAAGAUAUGUGCCAGCAAUGGGGAUGUGUAUUAUAUUGUGAGAAAUGGUAAAAAGGAGAGGGUUACUAACAUUACUUUAUUUGUAACUGAUAACGAGCAUAUUUGCAAAUUGUAAAACUCUGUCUUUCUGAACCAGUGUAACUGUUCCUCACUCUAUUGCAACAAAGACAUGAUCCUACACAUCCAGGGUCGGCCUUAGGGGUGUGUGAGCUGUGCGGCCGCACAGGGAGCCAAGGAGCAGGGGGUGCCCUGCGGCCGACACAGCUCACACACGGCCGGACGGAAUUUAAAAUAAAUAAAUAAAUUGUGGCGGGGGAGGGGCUUACCAUGCGGCAGGGGUGGAGUUUCCUGUGCGACAGGGCGGAGCUAAAAGCGCCGGAUAACUGCUGCAGGGGAAGCAGGUAGGAGUCCUGCUUCCCCACCAAACAGUAUCCAGAAGCUGCACUGCCUCCUCAAUGAACUCCACAGAUAACUGUGUGAUUGUCAGUGUGAGUGUGACUGUCUGCCUGUGUGUGUGUGUCUGUGUGGAUGACUGCCUGUGUGUGUGUCUCUGUGUGCGUGGAUGACUGCCUGACUGUCUGUGUGUGUGUGUGUGUGUAUGACUGCCUGUGUGUGUGUGUCUGUCUGUGUGUGUGCCUGUGUGUAUGACCCCUGGUGUGUGUGUGUGUCUAUGUGUAUGACUGUCUGCCUGUGUGUGUAUAUGACUGCCUUUGUGUGUGUGUGUGUGUGUGUGUCUGUUUGUAUGACUGUCUGCCUGUGUGUGUGUGUAUGACUGUCUGCCUGGGUGUGUGUGUGUGUGUGUCUGUGUGUGGCUGACUGUCUGCCUGUGUGUGUGUGUGUGUGUGUGUGUGUGUCUGUGCAGGCUGACUGUCUGCCUGUGUGUGUGUGUUCAGUGUAUGACUGUUCGUCUUCGUGUGCAUGACUGUAAUGUGUGUGUGUGUGUCUGUGUGUAUGCCUGUCUUCCUGUGUGUGUGUGUGUGUGUCUGUGCGCGACUCAGUGUGUGCGUCUGCGUGCAUGUGUCUGUGUGUGUGACUGCCUGCCUGUGUGUGUGUGUGUAUAUGACUGUCUGCCUGUGUGAGUGACUGUCUGCCUGUGUGAGUGACUGUCUGCCUGUGUGUGUGACUGUCUGCCUGUGUGCGUGUGUGUAUGACUGUCUGCCUGUGUGUGUGUGUGACUGUCUGCCUGUGUGUCUGUGUGUGUGUGUGUGCAUGACUGUCUGCCUUUGUGUGUGUGACUGUCUGCCUGUGUGUGUGUGUGUGUGUGUGUGUGACUGCCUGCCUCUGUGUGUGUGGAUGUCUUCCAAACAUUACAUCAUACAUGGAUGAAGGGGGAGGAGGGGGGGUUGUGAAGUUUUUUCGCACAGGACGCCUAUAGCCCUAAAGCCGGCCCUGUAUACAUCUACUGCUCCGACCUAUGACUGAUUAAUUGAAAAUGGCUUUUCAGAAUGUAUUGGCUAUUUGGCUAAGAGAUAUACAAGGCUUCUGUUAGACUUUAUUUGUAAAUAUAAGUAUAACUGAAAUAAUAAAAAAUUAGAAGAGACAGAACAAGUCUGGUGACAUUGUCAGCAUAUCAUCCAAAAAUAGAACUUACGCAUCAGAAACAUAGCAAACAGGGACUAUGCUGUGGAUACCCACAAUAGUUUUCCCCAGAACUGAAGAACACCCUCCACAAACUAUUAGCACCAUAAUUAGUACAACAACAUGUAGUGGUUAUGGUGCUUAGACUGUUACUUUAACCCAUAAGUAGCCGUAAUUAGCACUAAGAAUUUUUUUUGAAAAAGACUAUUGCCAUUUAAAAUAAUUAUUUAUACAUUAUUCUGGUAGCAUUAUACAUAUGAAUAUUUUUUUUUUAUAUAGAUUAAGAACUCACCUUCAUCAGGUCUGAAAACUUUAAAUUUAAUAUUUGGAAAAGUUAUUUUGAACUUGGUAGGCAUUUAUAAAAAAUAUUAGUGGCUGUGGUUGUGUUUUAUUUUGUUUUGUUAUAUAUAUGAACAAUAUGAGUUGAAACAUAUUAUAAUACUAUAAAAAUAGUAUUACAUUCAUCUUUUGGCUCAAAUAAGGACACCAAAAUCUUUGAAAAACUUUGGUUCACCCGAAUCAAUUCAUAAAAACAAAAAUACGUUUUUGUAGUCAGAUAGUUGUACAGGUGGAGAUCCAUGCAAAAAUAUUUGGGGAAAGCAAUUUGGACAAGCCAAAAAAAGCAUUAAAAUGGGCCAAUCGUCAUACAGAAAAAUUAUAGAUUUAUUUUUUUUUACUACUCCUUUUUUUACCUCUAUUGGUCACAUCUCACUUAAUCUAUGAAUAAAAAUAAAUAUGUAGUUAUUGUCCCCUAACCAUAAAUCAUCUUUUUCCCCAUCAAACAUCUCUCUUUUUGGUGCCACGGAUGAAGCUCUGAAUCACAAAUCAAGUGAACAUUGCACGAGUAGUUAAAUUGGCUAUAAGUCCAUGUGGCGUUUUGGAGUUAUAGAAGCUGGACUAUUCAUCGAUCAAGCUAAAUUUGGACAAAUUGCAAUUUGUCUGUAAACAAAUGCGCAAGUGUCAUGCCAAAGCAUGAGUUGGCAUUUGAUUCAUGAUGUAGGUUUUGUACAUGCUGGGAUAACAUUUAUUGUAGGCUUUGAUCUAACACCAGGCCUAAGCCAUUAUAUGUAAUUACUAGAUAACCAUCACCAGAGCUGGACAUAGGGUAUCAUAAAAGGUAUUGGUGCAUAUGCUCUGACUUUGGUUUAUUCAAAGGACAACAUCAUGUAAGGAAAUAUGGAAAACAUAUGUAUAUAUUAUGAGAAGACCCAAUAUGAAUAUAUAUUUAGAUUGUCCAGGUUAUAUCUAUUUGUUUGGUACCAAACAUGCCCAGCGGAAGGUGCGACUGUCAUGGGAAACCAGAAUGCACACUUUCCAAGGAGUUAAUGUUUUAUCUCUAAAACUCACAAGAAUCUCUAAAAACUCACAUUAUAGAGGUAUACUGUAAAUGGCACAUUUUGGAAAGCCUGUUGUGUUUUCAGGUAAAUCCACACUAGUGCCCUGGACAGGUCUGAUGGAGGGGACAAUAAUCCGCCAGGCCAAACCCCUCUGAUCCACCCAGGGGUCUGACCACUAAAAACAACCAGUUUGAGCUAUAUAAUCAGAAUGUUGGAUUAUCCAUACAGAGAUUUCUUUUUUACAACUGCUUGGGGAACUUUAACAUCUGGUAAAUAUAUAUAAGGAUUUAUUGUGUUUUCUCCUAUUUUAUUUUAUGGGCUGUUUUGUAACUUGUUACCUGUGUUUCGGUAUGUCAUUUAUUUCUGUAUUUGUGUACACGGCACUGUGAAUCCUUUUUGUCAGAUUCAAUGUUUACUUAAUCAGCUCAUGUCUUUAUUCUCUAUGAUCUCACUCUCCUGAGGAAAGCUCAGGUGAACACAUUACCAAAUGGUUAAUUUUACAUGUCUGGUCAGUAAAGUAAGGUUGUGAUACUAUAAUUCUCCUGCUUAUAACCUAAGAUGCCCAGCUAUAAAGUCUUGGUGGUGGCAGUAAAUUGUGUACUAGGGUAAAACAUUUGCACUCCUUCAGUCUUCAGUGUGGGGAGUGGACUUCCAAAGUGCCAACACAUUUCCCUAGCAAGUAACUGGCUGCGCAGGCAGAAGGCGGAAAGGCUCUGCUACACCACAGGUGCAGUCAGAGGUGAAAAAAAAAACACCACUGUGACAAAACUCCUUACGUUCUUUACACAAAUGAAAACAUUAACUUACUUUGAGAUAAACACUAAACCUCUUCCCUUCCCUAUUGAGCCAGGAAGCACAGAAAAUGUAUCAGAAGCUCCACACUCACUUGGUAGCUGCCCACCAUCAAGACUUUGAAAACUUAAUGUCUGUUGGCGUCUUUGUGCAUUCAAUAUUAGCAAAGAAAACAGAACCCAACCCAAAUUAAUCAGUGUGUCAGAUAAAAUCCUGUAUGUAAGAUCCCCCACCCACAACCAUGUGUAAAGUAUAUCACAAUUACUGCACUAAUAGCAAUACAGCAAGUUUGUGUUGCGUGUCACUAACCACAUGAGCUUACAAUCAACCAAGGAACAGCAAUAGAGAAAGCACAAUGACAGAUAUAAUAUAAAUUGAUGGCCCAAUCUCAAGUUUCCUUUUUCUACUAGCCUAUCUCCUCAGUGACAAGCCUUAUAGAAAUUGAGAAUGUCAUGUCAAGAGAACACUAACUCCAGAUGUAAAAUUAGAGUUUUUGAUCUUCCAGAAUGCAUUGGCUUCAUGUUGAAGCUGGUUUGUCUGCCCACCCCCUACCUGUAGAGAUUUUAUAAGCUUUGUUUAACCAGCCACAUGGCAUGGCAUCCAUAUUGUGUGUUAUACAGUUGACCAUCAUUUUACUAUAUGCAGUAUAAACAAAGGGCAACAGGAUGUUUGAAUGGAGGUUCAUCUAAACCACUUUUUUUUUUAAAAUCUUUGUAAAUUCUUUGCAAUACGCCUAAACUUCUUUAUAACAUUUCACAACUUAAGUUUGCAUUUCAGAUUGCCCACAAGGUUUUAUCAUUUAUAAACUUAAAAAUAACUAAUUUCAAAGAGAGAGAAAAGAUAAUGUAACCAACAAUAAUAAUAAUAAUCAUGCCGAUUUGUGUAUAGUGAUGUCGCGAACCCGAAAUUUUCGGUUCGCGAACGGCGAACGCGAACUUCCGCAAGUGUUCGCGAACCGGCAAACCGCCCGAAACGCCAUUGACUUCAAUGGGGAGGCGAAUUUUAAAACACACAGGGACUCUUUCUGGCCACAAUAGGGAUGGAAAAGUUGUUUCAAGGGGACUAACACCUGGACUGUGGCAUGCAGGAGGGGGAUCCAUGGCAAAACUCCCAUGGAAAAUUACACAGUUGAUACAGAGUCUUGUUUUAAUCCAUAAAGGGCAGAAAUCACCUAACAUUCCUAAAUCACAAUCAAUAUGGAUUGACACCUGACAUAUGACAUAUUGACACCUUGACAUAUGGAUUGACACCGUCCUCAGAGCCCCUGAUACACACACUGACACAGACGAAUAGGGAAUGUUAACAUAGGGUCACUUGGCAGUGAUAUGGAUUGACACCUGUCCUAAGGAUCCCCUGAUACACACUGACAGAGCAGAAUAGGGACCGUUCCUACAUAAAGCAAUACGUAACUGGAACGAAGUAAAAUACCAUUAUUGCAUUGCUGUGCUUCCCCAUAGGAUUGGCUGAGACUUACAAGGAGGCAGAUCAGGGGCAGAGCCAGCAUGAUUCAAACACAGCCCUGGCCAAUCAGCAUCUCCUCAUAGAGAUGAAUUGAAUCAAUUAAUCUCUAUGAGGAAAGUGCAGUGUCUGCAUGCAAUGGGAGGAGACACAGUGCUGCCCUGUGCUCUGCUGACAGCAGAUCUGAGUGGAUUGAGGAGUUUUAUGCCUCCAUCAACUCGGAAGUCCCUCUGGUGGCAUUCUGAGUGACUGCAACUGGAGGUGUUCCUAGCUUUCAAUGUAAACACUGUAUUUUCCGAGAAAAUACAGUGUUUACAUGAGAAAGGCUGCAGGGAGCUAUAGUUCUCACCUGAACAACCUCAUUAAGCUAAAGUUGUUCAGGUGACUAUAGUGUCCCUUUAAAAGUUUAUCCAAAAAUAUUAAAUCAUUUGAAAAGCUCAUCCAAAAAUAUUAAAGGAACACAAAGGGCUCUAUAACAGCCUUCCUUUUUUAUGAAUGGAGAGUUAAUGAUUGGCUUAGAAUGUCAGCUGACCGCUCUAAUGGGAACAUCGGUGCAAAGAUUUGCUUUCUAAGAAUUUCUAAAAGUGGAUAUAUAUAUAUAUGGACAGAUAGAAACGGCACUGCAGAGCAGACUCUGUAUCACUGGUAAGGAAGUGCUAGGGACCCUCUGGCACCAUUAUAACUUAAUUUCUAUUAAGUUGUUAUGGUGCCCAGAGUGUUACUUUAAAUUGAGGAUUUUGUUACAAAUGGUCACAUGCAGGAUACCUUGUCAUCUUGUGUAUCCUUGUCCCCUAGCAUGCUGCAUUUUUUACAAUCUCACAGGGAUGGGAUUUGUGAACAGGAGAAUGAGAUAGGUAUAUAUAUUGUGAAAUCGUAAGCACAGUUUGGCUCACUUACUGCAGAAACUCUUUUGUGCGCUUUUUUUAGAUUUUGAAGGGACACAUCCACCUACAUACACAAUAGGUCAUCCACUAACUGUAAAAAGUAAUCAUACAACUAGACAUCAGUACAGUAUUUAACACAUACAAAUAUGUACAAAUAUAUAAUAAGAUUGUUCAACAAAAGUACACAAAUACGUCAUUAGAUUGUUCAAGACACGCAUAAAAAUGAAUUUAUAGUAUAUAUAAAUAUGCGCUGUGGCUAGAUUGGGCGCGAAGAUUUAAGAGACGCCGGAGGAAGAAACAGAACGUCCACAGCUCCUGAGGAAGUCCCGAAUAAAGCGGGACGAAACACGUUGAGCUCUCCGCACUAGCAGUCUAGCAGUCCAGAGACCUUCAGUACACCACUGCAGUUCCAUCUUUGCUCGAGUUGCAAAUAUACCCCAGCCCUGGGGGUCACGACCAAGGGCUGCGUUUUUCCAUCUGUUUACUUGUCAGCUAAGUGGUUGUUGCCGGGCUAUUGUUCCCUGGUCUCAAAAUAGGACUGGCAUAUACUGUUGUUUGCUAUUUAUUUUUUUAUAUUAUUCAUAAUUGCAAGUUUUGCAGAAUAAAGCUUAUGUAUGUUUUUACUAUACUGUUUUUCUAGUGUCCAGUGCCCUCAUUAGAUGGGUUUGUAUCCAUCUUUUUGUAUAUAUAAAUGAGACAAACACACAAAUAUAUAAUUGUUAAAAAAGGUUAUACAAAUACAUCCUUGGAAUAUAUCUAUAUCUCUAUCUCCAUGGAAUGUUUGAAACCAGCACAUAAAUAUAUCCAGAGAAUUUUCAAGAUAAGUAUAAAAAUGGCCUAAGGUUCUAAGUGUAAGUUUUACUCUACAACUGCAGCAAAGACUAGGUUAGCUUAAACAGAAAUACUUUUGUAAUUAAAACACUAUGCAUGCUAUAAGAGUUAAAGUGACAAUGACAAACGGGCUAUUUUGUUUGUUUGUCUUAUUAAUACUCUUAUUGUUUAUUUGUUCUUAUGCAGCUAGUGCACCAUCAUAUCCCCCACCACCAAUUCCACGGACGAAACAGAGUGAGAGGAGGAUGUCCGAUGUUCCAACACCCAUUAAGCACCUUUCUCCUAUUUCCUCUACUAAAGCCAGCUUACCUGAUCUGAAAGAUCUAGAUGUCACAAAUCCAAGAAAGAACUUUCCCAGCACAAAGCCACCUCCACCCCCAAUACCUAUAUUUCCUGUAGUUCACAAUAAAGGGGAGCCACCUCCUCCUCCCCCAAUUGCACCUGUACGAAGGAUUUCAACUGACAUGAUUGAGAAAGAGGUGCCAAGUCAAAGAAAGGAAUCUACUUGCCUCCCCAACCACAACGUUUCUGAAGCAAGUAUAAAUCUCCCACCUCCCUUACUACAACCAUUACCUCAACGAAGAGGUAUUAUAAACUGUGAACCUAGGGGGACCAGGGUAACAAAACCCCAGUCAGGCGAGAGUGUUGUUAGCAAUUUGAGUAAAGAACUCAACAAUAAGUUUAAAAUGAGCUCUCCUAUACCACCUCCAGUACCAACAAACAAAUCAGGAACUGACAAGUCUAUAGGAACAAUUACUAGACCACCUCCAGUCCCACCAAGCAAACCCAACAACCAAACAUCUAUGUUUAAACCAAACAAUGUUAUGACCACUCCAAGUCCUCCAGUGCCUCCCAACAAGCCCAGAUUAGACUCUAUUGAGAAAUCACCUAAUGUUAGCCCUAACAUCGAUGGAACCAAACCUACUCUGCUAAAGAUAAGUCUACAGAAGCCUCCACCCAUAUCCAGGAAUCACAUGGCUGGAAAGAAUUGCACACCAGUGGAAAGACCCUCCGCUUCUCCAAUAUUGUAAGUACAAAACAUAAAUAAAGAGAAUGAAUUCUGUAGAAAUGAUACAUCGUUUAGAAUGAUUGAAGUAAUCACAUUGGAAUUCACUUUCAGAUUUUGCUAGGGCGCAGAGCAACGGCCUAUUAUCAAUCAGAUUUUCUUUAAAAAUAUUAACUCCUGAUGUGUAAAGGCUGAGAUAUUUAUUCUUUUCUAAAAACCUUUAUAAAAACGAAUACCAUACCUAUUUAUUUAAUUUAUCAGUUUAUUCAAAAUCUGCCCCCUUUUAAAUGUAGUGCCUUUGUAAAGAAAACUUUCUUAUGACCGUUAUGCUCAAUAAGGCUCAUACCAGAAAGUUUACCUUGAGAUUUUGUUUGUUUUCUCUGUUACUUCCUAUGUGGCAUGUACAAGUAUUAUUCUUUUACACCUUUAACAUAUAAUGUGUACGUGAAAGCAGUUGAAUGAUAUUGCAAAGACCAGUCUAAAUCAUUUCCAUAAGUUAAUUAAAGUGAGCUAUACAAAAAUUGCCUUGCAUUAACCGAACGUAAGCAAUAUUACCCAAUGUUUAGAGGAAUUUGGCAAACAAGAUAGGAUUAGAAUGAAGAGGACAAUCCAAACUAUUGUGCAAGUUGUUGUAUUAUGUUAUUGUGACCAUCUUAUUAUUCUCUGUAUCAAGACUCACAGUUAGGUAAUGUCAAUAUAAAAAAAAAUAAAAAAUUCUACUGCAUUCCAAAGAACGUUUGUUCUUUUCCCCUCAUUGUGAGAAGUCAUCCCUGAUAAUUGGGUGGGAUGAUCUUCACACAAGCAGAGUUGAGUUACAAGGAAGAUCCUUGUCUGGGAUGCUGUUUUGCAAAGCACAACUCUGACGCCUUUUUUCUUUUUUCUUAAAUGUGCAUCUAAAUGUUAUCUUUCUCUUUUUAGGAGAACGUCACCGGAUGGACAAAGUUUUAGGGCAUUUGCACUGGAAACUCCAGUUAUCCCCGCAAAGCGGAAAGAUACGUUAGAUGACAAAAGCGACAGUGAGGAUGAUUAUGAAAAGGUAAAGGUGCCAUAUCUGUCAUUUUAUUCCUGACUUUGACACUCAUUCUAAAUGUCAAACAUGCCAAACAGUGAAUAAUCAAAAAUUACUGGAAAAUUUCAGCCAGAAUUAGGAAACCAACUUCAUAUGAAAUGUAUUUUAUUCACCCAAGUAAUGACGAUUUUCAAAUUAUACAAGUUUCCAAUAUGCUAACAAUGUUUACUUUGUUCUGUAGCAUAAUAUAGUUUGUUAUACUAUAGUGUACUAGUGUAUGAUAUUGGGAUACAGUGUAGUAGAUUGUACUCUAGCAUGAAGUAUGGUAUUAAAUUGUAUAGUGGAAGUGCAAUAGAAUCCAAUGUAGUAUAGCAUUGUACAAUAGAUAUAGUGUAGUAUAGUGCACAUAGUACAGCAGUAUAAAGUGUAGCAUAUAAUAAUAUAAGGUUAUAACGAUGAUUACAUUUUUGAUAAUUAUUAUUUCAAGAAACACAUUAUUUACACAGUGUUCUUCUGUUUUUUGUUUUUUUUUAGAUUACUGGGCUCCCUGUUAAAGUAAAAAAAAAAUGAAUUUUUCACAUUAAAAUUUAGUUGUUUUGUGCUUAGAGUGUCCCUUUAAAGUCGGUUAAAUAUAAAAUGUUUACAUCCUUUGUCACAAAAAAAUAAUUGAAUUGUCAUCUUUUUUUUUGCAGGUUCCCUUACCUCCCUCUGUAUUUAUUGAUACCACUGAAUCUGCUGACAUUGAAAGGUAUUUUAUUUCCUACUGGGUUUCAUUGGUUGCAUAUUGAUUGAUUGACAUAGAAUCUUGCCAGUGACUCCCAGUCUGUGGGGGGGGGAGAUGUAAACAGAUCUGUCAUGUCAUCUUCUCACAUAGGUAUUACCUCUUCAUCCAUACACAUAGAUACCACAUUGAGAUACAAUUCUUAAGUCUCUCCACAAAGAUUACACUUUUGCUUCUCCCCAAUGAGAUACCACCCUUCCAUCUUCCGAAGGAUAUACAAACUCCUCCAUUUCCCCACACAGAGUCCAGUAGCUUCUGUGAGAAAGGGAAAACCGAGAAGGUGCUAAAUAAAACUGAUGGGUAUUUUAUCGGGCUACUCCGGAUCACUACUGUGUUUUCAGCUCGUAUCAGCUCACAAAUUAAUUAAAUUAAUUUCCUUUCCGUUUUUUGCUGAAGUUUGUAGGCAUUUGCCUUUGUAACUAUGCAUAUCAGCAGGUGAAAGGUUGAGAAAACAUCCCCGCUGCUAGUCUGGAAGCACAUGUACUCAGCAUGCAUGUGGAAUUAUAUCGUGCUGCUUGUGCACGUUGGACAUAAAUGAGGAUAUUGUUGUUUUUUUCCAGGAUGUUCAAAGCUGUGAGCCAAAGAGGAAGUCCCGAGAAUGGGCUAUUCUGUAUUAGAAAGUCUGCAAAGGCCGGAAAGGUAAAACUCACGCUGCACUCGAGAUUGGCUGUAUCUUCAUAUUGGGUUGGCUGUCACUGUUAGAUGUGCAAAGUUAUUGUUUUCAAAGUAAUCUCCUGCGUUCCCCCGGGAGGCAAAGAAAACUUGUUUAAAAGAUGCACUGCUAUAGUCAGCAGAUUUCAAACACACAUGUGGUGCACACAGCUCAGUGAAAUCUUCACAAGUUUAACAAAAUAGCAUAGUUCGUAGAGACUGAGGCUAAGAAUAAAUAUAUACUUUCUAUCAAGUCUGGUUGACUUUUAAUUGUUUAUAACUGAAAGUAUAGUGCAAUUCCAAAGCUCUCCAUUGAAUGGUAAUGCGGUAAUGCUCAUAUACAUAUAAGAUAGAUAAUGGUGAAGCAUUUAUUAUGGGAAAAUAAUUCCGAUGAGGUGUUCUUGAGACAUUAUGGUAAAUCAUAAGUCUGAAGGUUGAGGGGGUUUAUAAAUGUCUCCAGAAACCCAAGAUAACAAUAUUCUUUACUUAUAAACACAUCAGCGUUAUGUAUCAAGACUUUCCCCUUUCAAAUCCGUAGCAGGAGAAUAGACAAGUGCAAUUUGUUUCAUUCCAAAUAGAAUAUUGAAUGAAUUUAGUCAUUUGAAAGCGUCUGAAUUUCAGAACUGGCUGACAUGGAUACAAUCCGAAAUGAAUUCUGAGGAAAUCCAAAACAAAUGAUUCCAUAGUGAAUCAGGGACUUAUUGACUAAGCAACUGAAACAGCAAAUUUAAGAAACUGAUUUUUUUUCUUCAAUUUGAUUUUUUUAUCUGUUUAGUAGACCGUAUCCUAUCCUUAUGUUGGAUUGCCAAAUAAGGGACUUGUCCACUAAGCAACUAAAUUAGCAAAUUUAAGGAAAAAAGGCUUUAGUAGAUAGCUAAUUUGUUAUUCUGAUUCCUACCUUACGUGGGAGUUGCUGUUUACGGACCUCUCUACUAAACUGCUAGUGUCGCUUAACAGCAAUUCGUUCUGAAUCUAAAUUUGUAGACAUUUAAAAAAUAACAAAUUAACAACGAACUGAAACAAAUUUAUUUUUGACAAAGUACAUCUCUACAGGAGAGUACUACAUUAGGGAAUGGAACACAGCAAUUCAAGACAUGUAUAUGCAAUCACACCAUGCAUUAUAGUUUUUACGUCCCUGUGGUAUCAGCCACAAUGCUGCUUGGAUUUUGAACACAUAGCUGUCUCCUUUAAAAUAACAAAUAGAUCAGGUUACCUCAGAAGACAGACAUAUUAAUAAAAUAAACAGUUCAUGACUAUCUUCGAUACAAACACACGUGGGUUUUUUCGCUUUGAAAUUAGUUGAUGUGCUCAUUUGUUUUCAAUACAUAACUCUGUUUUGUGACUUAACUCUAUUGUAAUUGAACAUUCUAUAUAUCAAUUGUAAGUAAGAAUGCAAUAUAAACAAACAAUGUGAAAUGACAGCGUUUGCUGAACUAACAGUCUUCCAUCUUUCAUUCAAGGUUUUAGUUGUGUGGGAUGGGAUGGCCGACAAAGUCCGGAACUACAGGAUCUUUGAAAAGGUUGGUAGAUUUUUUUUUUUUUUUAAACUACACAAUAACCCCCAACAAAAAUCUGUGAACUUUGAGUCAUGCAGAACCUUAUUUAAGCCUCUUUGGUGAAAGGAAGUGCAUAUUUUACGUUGGUGAAAUAAAUAUUCAAACCAUUGCAUCAAAGUUCUAUGACAGACCCACUGGUUCUUUUCCAUUUAGCACUUCUUGUGUACAUAAUGCUUUCAUAUUUGUCCUAAUACGUUAGCCUUCAAGUAAUUUGUGGUUUAUUUGUCGUUAUUGUCUAUAAUUUUCUGAAUAAACCCCAUAAAACUUUUUUAAACAGAGACUCAAGUUAUGUACAUAGUUGAACUGCAAAAAUAAGAAAAAUAAAGUGUUUUCAAAACAGGGGAGACCCACUAAAAUAGCAGUUUUGAGUCCUGAACUAACCUUUAAGAGGUGAAGUAAAAUUAUUGUAAUAUCUUCUCUUCUUUUAGGAUAACAAAGUCUACCUAGAAGCAGAUGUAUUGUUUGAAGACGUUGGCAGUCUGGUUGAACACUACUAUGCAAAUAAACUACCCAGCCAUGAAAAUCUAAUUCUUAAACAUGCUUAUGGGUGUCCGAGUUCUGCAAGGUGA